AUGCGUACCCUCGAUUCGCUUGCACCCACGAAGAGCGAAACGAACGCUUCCAAGGGCAGUUCGAGUUCUACCCGGUCGAGGACCGCGUUGCAGGUCCGUAAGCAGGACAGUCAGCGAGGCCGCUGCUUCCUAUGCAAUGGUGAACAUUACGUGCGGCAAUGCGAGAAGUAUCUCGGGAAAUCGGUGGCAGAGCGCAGGCAGUACGUGGAGGCGAAUAACUUGUGCGUGAAUUGCCUCGGGAGGCAUAAGUUAUCCGAAUGCCCGUCGCGGAAAACAUGCUUAUCGUGCAGCGAGCGUCAUCACUCGACGUUGCAUGACGCCUUCGUCGCCGUCGCUGCGGUCACGGUUCACGCCACAACACCGAGACCGGCUGCUGCUGUCGCCACGCUUGUGAUGACCGCGCGCGUCCGCGUAACCGACCGACACGGUGUCGAUCACUUCGCGCGGGCUCUGAUCGAUCCUGGGGCUGAGUCCUCGCUGGUGACGGAGUCAUUGGCGCAGCGACUCCGGCUGCCCCGUUCGCACACUUCUGUGGCGGUAUUCGGGGUCGGUGGUGUCCAGACAGGUGUUGCCCGCGGACGAAUUGACUUGCGCGUCUCGCCUCGCCGGGAGGGCUCUCCGAUUGUUGUGUCGGCACUGAUCUUCCCUCGCUUGCCGCUCUACGAGAGCGAUAUGCAGGCCGACAGUACAGGGUGGCCUCAUCUCGCUGGCCUGGCUCUCGCUGACCCGGACUUUCUGAGGGCGGACCCGGUGGACAUCCUCUUGAGCACGAACGUGUACGCCGCCAUCCUCCAGACCGGGCUGCGGAAGGGCGGGCCUGGCCAGCCUGCGGCGCAGCGGACAUCAUUUGGCUGGCUUCUCUGCCGUGUUGAGGACGACCUCGCUUCUUUGGUGAGAGGAUUCUGGCAGCAAGAGGAGCUGCCUGUGGGACCCGCACCUCUCACUCCGCUCGACCAGGAGUGUGAGGACCUGUUCCGUCGCAUGCAUCGCCGUCAAGACGACGGCCGUUACAUCGUGCGCCUCCCGGUGGUUGACCCGCUGCCGGACUUGACUGCUACGAAGCGCGCUGCCUUGCGCGCCCUCACCGCGACGGAGAAGAGGUUCGCUCGAGAUGACCGACUGCGCGAGCUGUACCUCGACUUCAUGCGAACGUAUGAGGAGCUCGGACACAUGGUUCGCUCGGACGCUGCAACGGGAGCCAGAGUGAGCUAUUUACUUCAUCAUGGCGUACUGCGUGAGGCCAGCUCGACCACUAAGCUGCGCGUGGUAUUCAAUGGCUCUGCAGCUGGCUCCUGCGAAGAGUCGCUGAAUCAGAGCCUUCUGGUGGGCCCAAAUCUGUUACCUCCGCUCGCUGACGUCUUGCUGCGCUGGCGAUUGCAUCGCUACGUCCUGGCCACGGACGUAGAGAAGAUGUAUCGCCAGAUUCUGGUCCAUCCUGAGGACCGGGACCUCCAGCGCAUCCUUUGGCGGUAUAGCGCCCGGGAUGAAGUAGCGGAGUUCCGCUUAAACACCGUGACAUACGGCUUAGCGUGUGCGCCGUUCCUGGCCAUGCGCACUCUCCGCCAGCUGGCCGACGAUGAAGCGGACAACUACCCGCUGGCUGCUCGAGCUCUCUAUCGGGACGUCUACAUGGAUGACGUCUUAACAGGUGCCUCGAGUCUGGAGGAGGCGUUCGAGCUACGCCGACAGUUGACCGACCUGUGCAUGGCGGGCGGCUUCCCCCUGCGCAAGUGGUCGGCCAACGAGACGCGAAUCUUACAGGACGUUCCAGCGGAACACCGCAUGCAGCAGGCGCUGCGAGACUAG
Molecule: messenger RNA, 1806 nt
Organism: Solenopsis invicta (red fire ant)
Lineage: Eukaryota; Metazoa; Arthropoda; Insecta; Hymenoptera; Formicidae
Exons: 2
Coding region: 1-1806 (601 amino acids)
Biological process (GO): proteolysis
Molecular function (GO): aspartic-type endopeptidase activity
Source: RefSeq, a predicted model, not a curated record